This is a messenger RNA of Neoarthrinium moseri, 984 nucleotides long. RefSeq lists its product as uncharacterized. Gene Ontology annotation, molecular function: oxidoreductase activity. The transcript has 4 exons. The coding region runs from base 1 to 984 and encodes 327 amino acids. NCBI's taxonomy places the organism in Eukaryota, Fungi, Ascomycota, Sordariomycetes, Amphisphaeriales, Apiosporaceae. The record is from RefSeq and is a predicted model, not a curated record.
AUGGAUUCUAGUAGCUCGCGGAAUACGGCCAAAAGCCUGGCCAACGCCUACUCCUACUACAUUCGGGGCAGGGUCAUCCUCGUGACUGGCGUCUCGCCCGGAUCACUGGGCGCGGCCUUCCUGAAGGUCAUCGCCGGUUCCGGUCCCUCCGAAAUCAUCCUGGCUGGCCGUGAUAGAGGCAGACUCCAGGCAACUGCGCAGAUGGUCACAGAAGAGAACUCGUCCAUCAAUCUGCGGCUGCUGCCGCUGGAUUUUCGAUCCCUCUCUGCAGUACGGGUCGCCGCCGACAGAGUCAUGGCGUGGGCUGACCUGCCACACAUCGACAUUAUGGUGAACAGUGCUGGAGUCAUGGCUACAGACUGGGCCAUCUCACUGGACGGCUUCGAGAGCCAACUUGCUGUGAAUCAUCUCGGCCCAUUCCUGUUUAUCAACCUCAUUAUGGACAAGAUCCUCAAAUCCAAGGCACCUCGAGUGAUUCUGGUCGGCAGCGAUGGACAUCGGUUUAGCCCGUUUCGAUUUCCGGACUACAGCUUUCAGGACGGCGUAACAUAUGAUAGAUGGCAGGCCUAUGGACAAUCGAAGACUGCCAGCAGUCUCAUGGCGCUGAAACUGGCAGAGAAACUUGGUUCCACGCACAACCUCUUGGCAUUCAGUGUGCAUCCUGGCUUCGUCAAGACUAACGCAGAUGCGCACAUCAAUUGGACAGAAGAACUACCCCGGAUAUUAAGAAUAGACCAGUUCUUGGGGAAUCAGGAGGGUUGGAUGGGGGCCGUACCCCCGAGUAGCCUCGACCAAGGGAUAGCCAACUAUGUAUAUGCUGCUUUUGACCCAUAUUUGUGGACGAGUAAUGGCUGGUAUCUCGAAGACUGCCGUGUUGGAGAUCCUCGGCUUGGUACAAUUAAACCUUGGGUGACCAGCUCGGCCGAGGCUGACAGGUUGUGGACAUUGAGUGAGAGCCUUGUCUGUCAGGAAUUCAAGUACUGA